Pygocentrus nattereri (red-bellied piranha) is the source of this 1967-nucleotide messenger RNA. RefSeq names its product PR domain zinc finger protein 5-like. The transcript has 3 exons. The coding region runs from base 84 to 1967 and encodes 627 amino acids. Gene Ontology annotation, biological process: regulation of transcription by RNA polymerase II. Gene Ontology annotation, cellular component: nucleus. The record is from RefSeq and is a predicted model, not a curated record. Gene Ontology annotation, molecular function: RNA polymerase II cis-regulatory region sequence-specific DNA binding; protein binding; DNA-binding transcription activator activity, RNA polymerase II-specific. Lineage: Eukaryota; Metazoa; Chordata; Actinopteri; Characiformes; Serrasalmidae.
ACGUUGAAGUUAAAAGAGAAUCAGUUCUCAGAGCUCUGUGUCUCUACUUGAUUGAAGAACCGGAUGAUCUCAUUCGUGAAUAUAUGGUUUCUGAUGUGGCCGCUAUUCAGCAGGGAAUUGACGGGACUGUCUUGGGCAUCUAUACAACCAGAGUCGAGGGAGCUGAAAACUUUGGUCCGUUUACUGGGGAGAAGAGAAUGCCCAGUGAUUUGGAUGAGAACAUGGACCCCAGGCUGAUGUGGGAGGUUCGAGGGAACAGAGGUGACGUGCUGUACGUACUGGACGCCAGAAACCCCCGGCACGCGAACUGGCUCCGCUUCGUGCACCAGGCCCCAUCUCAGGAGCGGAAGAACCUGGCUGCCAUCCAGGAGGGGGAGAACAUCUUUUAUCUGGCUGUGGAUGACAUCGAGACAGACACGGAGCUCUUGAUUGGCUAUAUGGAUAGUGACAUGGAGGAGGAAGAGGAGGUUGAGGAAGAAGAUGAGAUCAUCAAAGACGAAGACGAGAACAGCAAAGAGGCCAAGCUCCUCAGCACAGAGAUAGAGGCAGUAAUAAAGAAGGUGGAUCACGCAUGCCUGCUGUGUGACAGCAGUUUCCCCAGUGAGGAAGUUCUGGCUGAACACCUGCAGAAACUGCACCAAAGAGGCAGAGCAGAGGAAAAGGAGUUCAAGUGUGGCAACUGUGGCAAAGAGUUCCCCAUCAAACAAGCACUCCAGCGCCACGUUCUCCACUGCACAGAGAGUCCGACUUUGACAGGAGAUGCGUCUAAAGUUCACCAGUGUUCUCUCUGCCACAGCUCAUUCUCCUCUGAGUCUAGCUUUGAGCAGCAUAAGGUAGCAUGUAAAGCAGAUGCCAGAUUCAUCUGUAAGGCAGAGAGCUGUGGAAAGAGAUUCAAGAGCAAAGAUGCUCUGAAAAAACACAAAGGCAACGUUCACACAGGUAGUGCACGCAGGAAGCUCAUAUGCACCAUCUGCAAUAAGAAAUGCUCAUCCUCAGUCAACCUGCAGGAGCAUCGCAAGGUCCAUGAGAUAUUUGACUGUCCUGCCUGUGACAAGAAAUUCAUCUCAACCAGUCAGCUGAAACGGCAUAUGAUCACACAUUCAGAGGAACGUCCCUACACUUGCGAGAUCUGCAAUCGCAGCUUUAAGCGCUUGGACCAGGUUACAGCUCACAAGAUCAUUCACAGUGAAGACAAACCAUAUAAGUGUAAGCUGUGUUGGAAAGCAUUUGCCCACCACAACAUCUACAAGAAUCACAAAAAGACUCACUCAGAGGAGAGGCCUUUCCAGUGUGAGGAGUGUAAGGCCCUAUUCCGCACUCUAUUCUCCCUACAGCGCCAUCUCCUCAUCCACAACAGUGAGAGGACGUUCAAGUGUGACCAGUGUGACGCCACGUUUAAGCGCAAGGACACACUGAACUUGCACAUUCAGGCCGUACACGACGGACACAAAAAAUACAAGUGUGACCUGUGCGAGAAAGCCUUCGCCACUAACUCCGUACUCAAGAGCCACAAGAAGACACACACAGGAGAGAAGGAGAAAAUUUGUCCCUACUGUGGUCAGAAAUUUGCUAGCAACGGAACUCUGAGAGUGCAUAUCCGCAGCCACACAGGUGAACGCCCUUAUCAGUGCCCUUACUGUGACAAGGCCUUCAGCAAGAAUAAUGGGUUGAAGAUGCACAUCCGCACACACACUCGGGAGAAGCCAUAUAAAUGCAGUGAGUGUAACAAGGCCUACCGUCAGAAGCGAUGUCUGGAUGAGCACAGGUAUACACACACCGGAGAGAAGCCCUUCCAGUGUGACGUUUGUGACGUGUCAUUCAGUCUGAAGAAAAUGUUGAUCAGACACAAGCUCACCCACAACCCCAACCGGCCAAUGGCAGAGUGCUCACUCUGCCACAAGAAGUUCACCCGCAAUGACUACCUCAAAGUGCACAUGGAAAAUGUCCAUGGAAAAACAGAAGGGUAG